Fusarium vanettenii 77-13-4 is the source of this 1230-nucleotide messenger RNA. RefSeq lists its product as uncharacterized. NCBI's taxonomy places the organism in Eukaryota, Fungi, Ascomycota, Sordariomycetes, Hypocreales, Nectriaceae. Gene Ontology annotation, cellular component: nucleus; Cdc73/Paf1 complex. Gene Ontology annotation, biological process: positive regulation of transcription elongation by RNA polymerase II; transcription elongation by RNA polymerase II. The record is from RefSeq and is a predicted model, not a curated record. The transcript is spliced from 2 exons. Bases 1 to 1230 code for a protein of 409 amino acids. Gene Ontology annotation, molecular function: RNA polymerase II C-terminal domain phosphoserine binding.
AUGUCUGACUCAGAAGAUCCCAUUGACCCCAUCGACGAGGGUGGCGAUGACCUUUUCGGUGACGAGGGUGAUGAGGAUGUUGCGUCCACCAAGGAGCGCGUCCUCGACGACGAUGACCUCGCUUCAGACCCCGAAGGAGAUAGCUACGCGCGCUAUCGUAAUGACUAUGACGAUCAGAUGCAGUUCCAGACAAGGGAUCGAGUUGUCAUGGGUGUCAAGACGUAUCGGCAUAGAAUUCCGAAACCCAAGGAUGGCGCGCUUCGAGUAAUGCGUAUUCCCAAGUUUGUCAAGAUAAUGCCCGAAGAAUACGACCCGGACACCUUCCAGCCGACCGAGUUCGAUCUGGCCAACGCCAAGGCUCAACACCCCAAACACGUCGCUCGAGUUCGAAGAGAUCACAGCACCGGCGAACUCAAGAGCAACACCAACAUUUUCCGCUGGAGCGACGGAUCCGUCACAAUCUCUAUUGGCGGCGAGCAUUACGAAGUCCAGAAGAAGGCAUUGGCUCCUUCAGCCGACAAGCCCUACAAUGAAAUCCACGACGGUCACUACUACGCUGCCGCGGCCGAACUGCACAGCAACCUUCUCAUGACAGUUGGCCACAUCACAGAGCAGUACAAUGUCCGUCCCAACAAGGCUGUGGGUGACGAUGCGUUGUCCAUUCUGGCCGAGCGAAUGGCACAAGCCAGCAAGCCUUCACAAGGCGGCGAUAUGAUCAUCCGAACCACCCGCGACCCAGAACUCCAAAAGAAGCAGGCCGAGCUGGCUGAGAAGGAGAGAAUGAAGGCUCAGCGACGACGCGAGAAUGCUGCGGCCAAGAUGGACGGCGGCUAUGGUCGAUCUGGACGCGGAAACCUGUCUAUUGGAGAACUUGAAGGAGGACGCCGAUUUGGGUCAUCCCGCAAGCGUGGUGCCCCCGGCUCAUCCAGGCCCAAGCCACGGAGAGGCGAGUCCGAGUCGGACGAAGAACUUGCCGAGGCCGUUGGGCGACACGAGGGCUACGAUCUCGACGACGGCUUUAUCGUUGGCAGUGACGUUGAAGAGAUGGACAGCCAGGCCGACGACGAUGACGAAGAGGAGUUGCUGGACGAGGAUGAGGACGAAAAGCCUCGUUCAAAGAGGCAGAGAACCCGAGACCGCAGCCCCGAUGAGGAUGCUGAGGGCAGUGAUGUCGAACAGGUGGCUGGUAGAGCUCGUCGGAGGAAUGUCAUUGAUGACGAUGAUGACUAG